Molecule: messenger RNA, 2745 nt
Organism: Aphidius gifuensis
Lineage: Eukaryota; Metazoa; Arthropoda; Insecta; Hymenoptera; Braconidae
Product: hyccin-like
Exons: 8
Coding region: 1112-2677 (521 amino acids)
Biological process (GO): phosphatidylinositol phosphate biosynthetic process; protein localization to plasma membrane
Cellular component (GO): plasma membrane
Source: RefSeq, a predicted model, not a curated record
AUUAGUCGAAUCAAUGGUUAAAUUAUUAGUAUCAGAUAGUAAUGAUGAUUUAGUUAAACCAAGAACUGGUUUAUUAAUUGAUUGGUUAGCAUCAGUUGAACCAAAGUUCAUUGGUAUAUGUCCAAAUUCACAAAUAAAGUUAUUAUUUGGUAAAACAAUGAUUAAUAUAAAAAUUGAUGAUAAAUUAAUUAAAACACAUGAAUGUCGUCCAUAUUUAUAGACAUUAUUAACACAUCGUGCUAGUUGGACGACAUUAUAUAAAUGUGUGCUACAUUUAUUAUUAAAAUAUGAUGAUAAUUAUGAUCCAUGAGAUUAGAUUUAAUACAACAUUGUAUUGGUAAUGAUGAAUUAAUAAUAUCAAAAGUUGUUAAAUAUCUUAUGAUGAUCAAUAAAUUUAAUAGUAAUCUAAUGUAUUUACACAAACAAUGGGUUUACUUGGAAUUCUACAACCACAUAUAUUUAAUGAUGAAUAUCGUCAAGCAUUUGAAAAAACAUUGGAUCAUUAUUUAUAAUGUUUUUGUCAAUAUGGACGUGUUAAAGAAAAUAAUCAAUUUUUAACACUUAUCAAUAGAUUUGUAACAUUAUUACAAUCAUAUGUAUUACAUAAUACACAAUAUGCAUAUAAAUAUCUUCAUAAAAAUAUACAUUCACUUAUUGAUAUACAAAAAUUCUUCUCAAAAGUAACAUCAUUACGUAAUUUAAUUUCAAGUAUACCAGGACCAAAAGAAGGUACAAAUGGUGAAAUUAUAUUUUUAAUUGGACAACAAAAAAUAAUAACAAAUGAAUCAAAAUAUCCACAACAUUGGCCAAAUUCGAUAGCAUCACUUGGUAAAAUACAAGGUGAAGAUGUUUAUUUACAAUUAAAUAUAAAUCAGCAUUGGAUAAAUUACAAGAUGUUAUAGCAUGCAUAUAAGGAAUUUUUUAUAAAUAUCGACAAAAAUAGUUUUAUAAUAAAUAAACCGAGAAAAAAAAAAAGUCUCGGGACAUGACUGCAGUCACAUGAUUAGUAUAUCUUUUAUCAAUUGUCAUUUUUUUUAAAAAAUAUAUUGAAAAGUGUUGAUAAUUUAUCAUCAAACAAUUACCUUUCAAAAAUAUUAUAUGAUAAUAUGCUAUGAGAUUAUAUGAUAAAAAGCUUAUUGGAAUCAUCAAAAUGACUGAAAGUUUGGUAAAUGAGUGGCUUGCUGAUUGUGCUGAUCAUUCACCAGCUGAAUUGCACACAUUUGCAAAUACCCUGUCACAAGAUCAUGAAAUAAUUAGAGCACUUUUUACAUUAUUAGAAGAAAGAAGUAAAAAUAGUGAGCUUGUUGAUACUGUUUGUAAUCAGCUAUUUAAUUUUUAUCGAUCACGUGAAAUUCAUUUGCAAAGAUUUACUCUACAAUUUGUACCAACAUUGAUAUUUAUUUAUCUAAAUUCAGUAGCUCAUGGUGACAUUAAAAAUUGUCGUUCUGUGGAGACUUUGUUGAUUGGACUUUACAACCUUGAAGUUGUUGAUAAAUCUGGUGAAAAUAAAGACAUCUCAUUUCGUUUACCAUCAUUGGCUAUGUUGUCAAUUUAUCACGAGCCAUCAAGUCUUGCUCCAGCAUCACUAACAGAAAGUGCUGUUCGUCGUUUUGAAGAAUGUAAUACAAAACUUGUUAGAUGGGGUCCACUUGAACAAGUUGAAACUUUAAAUGCACAAAAUAGACUUAAAAUAAUGACUGCAUUAUUGUUUGUGUUUAAUCAACAAUUGAGUUUUAUCAAAAAAUCAUCACUUGAACAAUUGUGCAAAGUAUCAUCAAAACUAGUUACACAAGGCUUUACAAAACCAGGACAUCAUCAAAGAUCAUCAUAUGGAAGCGAAUCAAGCUUUGUUCCAAGAUUGCUUCCACGUAUACCAAUUUCAAAUCAAUUUAUUCUUGAGCUUCUACAUGGCAUUUAUUUUUCAAUGUACAAUGAUUGUUGGAAUGUUGGUUGUCAAGCAAUUGAAGAUAUACACAAUAGAAUAUGUUACGAUGGUUAUUCCAAUGUAUUACUUGUUACAAAUGCCAUUAGAAAUUCAAUAAGUCUUGGACCAAUUGGACAAGCUAGUGAUAAUUCACUUGGUGUUGAUGUUGCUCUAUCACCAGCUGCAGCAACUCCAACAAUUUCAAAAUCAAUGAUAACAAAUGCAUCAUUUAGAACAAAAAAAUUACCAGAUGAUAUUCCAAUUGUUGAGAAAGAAGACAGCACUGUUGAUGCAAAAGUAAAUUUAGUAUCAAUAACUGAAGAAGAAGCAUCAUCAGAUCCAACAAGAGUUGGUUCAAUUCGUCAAGCUCGUGACAGCAAUAAAAGUGCAUCUAAAAUAACAAAUUUUAGCUUAACUAAAAAACCAAAAGACAAAGAUAAUAAUAAUGGUAAGUUUAAUAAAAAUGGAUAUACUCCAAAUGAUAAAGAUAAUAAUAAUAAAAAAUCAAAUAAUCAAUUAUCAAAUAAUAAAGAUAAUAUAAAAGGUAGUAAAGUUAUGUUAAAUAUUGAUGAAAAUGAUUCAACAAUACCAUUAGCCACAAUUAAAAAAAGAAAUGAUAGUGAUACUAAUUCAAUAAUUAUUGAUAAUGAACGUCAUUUAUCAAGUGAUGUAACUGACAGUGUAGAAACUGAUGAUACAAUUAGAAAUCAAGAUGAGCAAACUGUCUCAACUGUUCAAGUUAGCUCAGUCUAAUCAAUCAAUUAUAAAUUUAAUCAUAAAUUAAUUAACACAAUCAUUAUUUAAUUACAAAUUAAUUUUUC